GAAAAGAAAGAAAAAGACUAAAUUGAGUCUUCACUUCCUUCAUUUAAGCUUCUCCUCCCUCUCUCCCUCCCUCCCUCCCUCUCUAAACGCAAAAUCUAAUUUCUAAACCCUAGAAAUUAUUAGCAAAUCGUUUAUGUUUACGUCGAACACAUAAUCUGUGAUUAGAUUUCUAGAUUGAAGAUCAAGAUUGUAGCUAGUGAUUCGAUUGCAUUCGGAAGUAAUCACAGAAAUCCCAAGAUCUGGAACUUACUCUCUCUCUAGGACAACAUUAGCAUUUUCAAAAUGCCAUCUGAACAUCCCUCAAAUGAUUCAGCAGUGAUGAAUUCAUGCAACGGAGAUGAUGUUCACCACCCUGUUGAUAAUGGAAACAAAAAGGUGUUUAAGAUCUUUGUCGGAUACGAUCCACGUGAAGAUCUUGCUUAUGAGGUUUGUAAACACUCGAUCUUGAAACGAGCUUCAAUUCCUGUUGAAGUAAUUCCUAUUAAACAAUCAGAUCUAAGGACUAGUGGUUUGUAUUGGCGCGAAAGAGGUCCAACUGAAAGUACAGAAUUUUCAUUCUCUCGUUUCUUAACACCGUAUCUCGCAAAUUAUGAAGGAUGGGCAAUGUUUGUCGAUUGUGAUUUUUUAUAUACUACAGAUAUUAAAGAAUUAACUGAGCUUAUCGAUGAUAGUUACGCGCUAAUGUGUGUUCAACAUGAUUAUACCCCAAAGGAAAGUACUAAAAUGGAUGGAGCUGUUCAAACUGUGUACCCAAGAAAGAACUGGUCUUCAAUGGUUUUGUAUAAUUGUGGUCAUUCAAAAAAUAAGAUUUUGACGCCUGAACUGGUGAAUACCCAAACAGGUGCUUUUCUUCAUCGCUUCACUUGGCUUGAAGAUAGUGAAAUUGGAUCAGUCCCUUUUAUUUGGAAUUUUCUCGUGGGUCAUAACAAGGUUGAUGAGAAUGAUCCUUCCACACAACCAAAAGCUAUACAUUAUACGACAGGCGGACCUUGGUUUGAGAUGUGGAAGAAUUGCGAAUUUGCAGAUCUUUGGUUGAGUGAAAUGGAAGCGUAUAAGAAGGAAACAAAGCAAGUUUGAACAGGAUGGAAAGAACUGAAGAACUAGAGUUAGCAGCAGGUGAUGCAGUGGAAUUAUUAGUUCUGCGUUUUAUAUAGAGGUAUUAUUUUUCCGUCUUCAUUUGUUGUAUUUAUUAUUCAAUAUCUCUGCUUGCUGUUUUUAUUGAGGGUGGUACUUCCACUGCUCAGACAAAUUAUCAUGAAAGAACAGAGCGGGCUUUUCACGUAUUCUUCAAUGAUAUGAUAGGCAUCACUUUUACACUUGUUAUGUGCUGUACUAAUAUAAUGUUUCUUCAUUUCUUUGCAUAUUUUUAUGUAAUCAAAGAUUGUUAUUCAGUCAAAUUUAAUUGCCACAGAAGCUUUUUCAUUUGGUUAUGUAAUGUGACAUACUUUAUAUGACUUAAUAAUAUUUAAAACUUAGCUCGAUUUC
Messenger RNA from Papaver somniferum (opium poppy), 1485 nucleotides. Its product is annotated as protein CDI-like. The transcript is spliced from 2 exons. Bases 283 to 1077 code for a protein of 264 amino acids. Lineage: Eukaryota; Viridiplantae; Streptophyta; Magnoliopsida; Ranunculales; Papaveraceae. The record is from RefSeq and is a predicted model, not a curated record.